GUCUGCAGAGCCUUUUCGCUGUGUAUAAAUACCAGUUCGUGAUAGAUAUGUUUGCGCCACACACACACUCACACACACAAGUCGAGCUACGAACCAAAUUUAAGCACUUCUACGAUUAUGGGAAACGUGUACGACACCAUCCGACUGCCCAAAGAUACUGAUGGUACGAUUCUCAACGCCCUCGCUACCAAGUUCCGCGCAUUCAAGCUCCAUGCACUUAAAGUCGCCCCGGAAGCUUUUCCAGCAGAAUUUGAUAGCGAAUCUCGACUUCCACAAUCGAUAUGGCUUAGCAUUAUUACCAAACCAGACACGACGAUCUUCAUCUGCGUCGCGACUGCAAAAGACAAGGACAAGGAACCAUCAAUUUCUGGCGACAAGCAGUUAAGAACCUUGCUAGACGGCGAGUGGACAGGAACGUUUACCAUCAUUGGCCCAGUCUCGCGCGACGACUACAUCUGGCCUAAGUCCGGUCAACCAGAACCAGGUCCCGAAGGAUCAGAGACCCGUUGGCAACUUACAGGUCUUUUCACGCUGCCUGCGUAUCGCGGCCAUGGUAUCGCGAAACGGCUUACCGAAGCAGCAAUCAAAUUUGGGAAACUUGCAUCAGAUGAGAUGGGCAGUGCAUCCGAGAGAGAUCUUCGGACGCGUAUUAGGCUUGUUGUACACCCUAACAAUACAGGCGUUGUCAAGAUGUAUGAGAAAUUUGGGUUCGUAGAUAGCGCAAGGAUGACAGUAGCAGAAGCCUGUAUUGCCAAUGGAGCUGCGGACAUAGUACCUAGGUAUGCUGAUCCUAAAAAGUGGCAUACUAGGGUUGGCAUUGCUAUGGAGAUCUUGGUUUAGUCAAAAAUUAGGUGUACGUACAGGGAAGUUGUCGAAGUUCGCACGUGGGCUAGCAAAACUUGGUUUCCAAAGCUCAAAGACGUCUUCAAAAUAAGAGACUUUGUAACAGUUUAGGGGAGAAGCAGAUCACGUGUUGUUAGCGGUGGUCUGGUGCUACUUCCUCAUGUUGUUGAGCACCUCUUACCUCAGCUGCAUCACAAACACGUCAUCAAAACAGACCCCGCA
This is a messenger RNA of Didymella exigua CBS 183.55, 1065 nucleotides long. RefSeq lists its product as uncharacterized. The transcript has a single exon. Gene Ontology annotation, molecular function: acyltransferase activity, transferring groups other than amino-acyl groups. The record is from RefSeq and is a predicted model, not a curated record. Lineage: Eukaryota; Fungi; Ascomycota; Dothideomycetes; Pleosporales; Didymellaceae. The coding region runs from base 118 to 840 and encodes 240 amino acids.